Bacidia gigantensis is the source of this 1536-nucleotide messenger RNA. RefSeq lists its product as uncharacterized. Lineage: Eukaryota; Fungi; Ascomycota; Lecanoromycetes; Lecanorales; Ramalinaceae. Bases 1 to 1536 code for a protein of 511 amino acids. Gene Ontology annotation, molecular function: medium-chain fatty acid-CoA ligase activity. Gene Ontology annotation, biological process: fatty acid metabolic process. The transcript is spliced from 3 exons. The record is from RefSeq and is a predicted model, not a curated record.
AUGGCGACUUUAGCUACCACUAUCCCCUCGUCAAGUUCUGCUACUGCUAUCAUAGUUCCUGCCAAACCAAAAGCUUUGCAUAUCACUUAUAGUCAGCUUCGUUCUCACGUUUCGCAAUUUCAAAAAGGGCUUGCCGAUGUAGGCAUAGGACCUCAAGCUGCUGUAUCUAUUGCUCUACCGAAUUCUUAUGAAUUCAUUAUCGCUUUUUUGGCGGCUUCAUGGCAUCGCGCGAUUGCUGCCCCGUUGAACCCAGCUUAUAAGGAAGAAGAAUUCUCGUUCUACAUUGAUGAUCUCAAAUCCGCGUUGAUUCUUGUUCCGAAGGACGCUUUUAAGGGAAACGGAGCCGCAAUACGUGCUGCACGCAAGUACAAUGCCGCCGUCGCUGAAUGUUACUGGAACGGGCAGCAAGUCGUUCUAGAGAUGAAGGACCCCGGUUUACUAUUCGGUACUGCAGUUCAGCCUAUUCAGCGGGCAGAGCCAGAUGACACAGCUCUAGUACUUCACACAAGUGGCACAACAGGGAGGCCAAAAGCGGUCUGUGAGACACUGACAGAGAUGGUAGAGAAUAUUAAGGAUACGUAUCAACUUUCGUCAGCCGACCGCACUUUGUUGGUUAUGCCACUAUUCCAUGUGCAUGGCCUUCUGGCCGGCUUUUUGGCUCCGCUAUUCUCCAACGGAUCUAUUAUUGUUCCACUUCGGUUUUCGGCUUCCGACUUCUGGGAUAAUUACAUUGCUUAUGAGGCCAAUUGGUAUACGGCUGUACCGACGAUCCACCAAAUACUGCUUCGCUCUUCGCCACCUAGAGAAAUGCCUCCAAUUCGCUUCAUCAGAUCCUGCUCGUCUCCCUUGGCACCAAAGGUUUUCCAUGAUCUAGAGAAGGCUUUCAACGCACCAGUAUUGGAAGCGUAUGCAAUGACAGAAGCUGCGCAUCAAAUGACAUCAAAUCCAUUGCCGCCAUCCAAGAGGAUACCGGGUAGUGUUGGCAUUGGCCAGGGAAUGGAGGUGAAGAUCUUGGAUGGUGAAGGGACAGAGAUGGUCCGUAACUACGAGGGCGAAAUUUGCAUCCGGGGAGAAAACGUCACCAAAGGUUACCUAAACAACCCAGAUGCAAAUAUGAGCUCUUACACCCGAGAUGGUUUCUUUAAAACUGGUGACCAGGGAAGGCAGGAUGGGGAUGGAUACAUCUUCAUCACCGGCCGCAUCAAAGAGCUAAUCAAUAAAGGGGGAGAGAAGAUCAGCCCAGUGGAGCUUGACAACGUCGUUGCUCAACAUCCAGCAGUAUCUGAGGCAGUGACCUUUGCGAUUGCUGACAAGAUUUACGGUCAAGAUAUAGGCUUAGCAGUCGUCUUGAACGACGCUGGUGAGGUUAAUCCAAAUGACUUGAAGAAUUGGAUCGCUCAGCGAGUCGCAAAAUUCAAGGUACCGAAGGAGGUCUAUGUUACUGAUGUGAUGCCAAAAACAGCCACUGGCAAGAUUCAACGAAGAACCGUCGCAAAUGUGAUGCAAAACAAGCAGAAGCCAAAAGCCAAAUUGUAG